This is a messenger RNA of Hippopotamus amphibius kiboko, 1476 nucleotides long. RefSeq names its product ubiquitin specific peptidase 18 (gene USP18). Lineage: Eukaryota; Metazoa; Chordata; Mammalia; Artiodactyla; Hippopotamidae. The record is from RefSeq and is a predicted model, not a curated record. Gene Ontology annotation, biological process: protein deubiquitination. The transcript has 11 exons. Gene Ontology annotation, molecular function: cysteine-type deubiquitinase activity; cysteine-type endopeptidase activity. Gene Ontology annotation, cellular component: nucleus; cytosol. Bases 243 to 1208 code for a protein of 321 amino acids.
UCCCCACGGGACCCUCCCGCUGCGCCCGCCUCGCCACCGCUGCCGCCGCCGCUGCCUGGAGGACCCGACGCGGUGGCUGAGUUUCCCCCGCAUCUCACUUAGCAGCGCGAGUCUGACGCUUCGCUGCACUUGAUGCAAGAGGUCCGGCCAAGGCUGGCUUAUGAGAGCUCUUCGCGGAAGUGAGGUCGUGCUGUCCUGAAGACGCCCUGCCGCUGCCGCCAGGGAUCUCGGAGUGACCGCUGAUGGGCCCAGUCGGUUUACACAACAUUGGACAGACCUGCUGCCUUAACACCCUGAUCCAGGUGUUUGUUAUGAAUGUGGAAUUCACCAAGAUAUUGAAGAGGAUAAUGGUACCAAGAGGAGCUGAGGAGCAGAGGAGAAGCGUCCCCUUCCAGCUACUCUUGCUGCUGGAGAAGAUGCAGAACAGCCGGCAGAGAGCGGUGCAACCCACGGAGCUGGCCUGCUGCCUUCAGAAGCACAACAUACCCUUGUUUGUCCAGCACGAUGCUGCGCAGCUCUACCUCACAGUCUGGAACCUGAUUAAGGACCAGAUCACAGAUGUGGACUUGGUAGCGAGGCUGCAGGCCCUCUACACCAUCGGCGUGAAGGAGUCCUUCGUUUGCCUUGGAUGUACUGUGGAGACAGAAAGAACCAGCAGCAUGCUGACCCUCCCCCUCUCUCUUUUUGACAUGGACUCAAAGCCCCUGAAAACACUGGAGGACGCCCUCCGCUGUUUCUUCCAGCCCACGGAGCUAUCCAGAGAGGACAGGUGCUUCUGUGGGAACUGCGGGAGGAAGACCUGCUGGAAGCAGGUCUUGAUGCUGACCCACCUGCCCCGGACGCUGACCAUCCAUCUCAUGCGUUUCUCCAUCAAAAAUCUGCGAACAGAAAAAAUCUGCCACUCGCUGUAUUUCCCCCAGAACUUGGAUCUAUAUAAGCUCCUCGAGGUGGAGGGGGAGCCCUACGCUGCUGAGGCGCAGCGUGGGGGACUCUAUGAACUCUUUGCUGUGAUUGCCCACGUGGGGAUGGCUGACUUCGGUCACUACUGUGCCUACAUCCGGAAUUCUGUGGAUGGAAAAUGGUUCUGCUGCAACGACUCCAAUGUUUGUUGGGUGUCCUGGGAAGAUGUCCAGUGUACCUAUGGCAAUCACAGCUACCGCUGGAGGGAAACUGCAUAUCUCCUGGUCUACAUGAAGAUUGAAUCCUAAUGGAUGUACCGUAAACCUUUAGAUACCUACAGAGUAUCAUUUUCCUUUUCUGUUCCUGGAUCUGCAGACUCUUUUAAGAGAUUCUGUGGAACUUCCCUGGUGGUGCAGUGGUUAAGAAUCUGCCUGCCAAUGCAGGAGACACAGGUUCGAGCCCUGGUCCAGGAAGAUUCCCGCAUGCCGCGGAGCAAUAAGCCCGUGCGCCAUAACUACUGAGCCUGCUGCGCUCUAGGGCCUGAGAGUCACAACUAGAGAAAGCCCGUGUGCAGCA